CAAGCAGUCUUGGGCGUCCGGGCAUCCAGACGCCGUGGUGUGGGCGCUCAUUGCGACCAACCUGGCUGUGUUUGCCGCAUGGCACACGCAGAACCAGACCGUCAUGGCCCGGAACUUCAUGGUGUCAGUGAAUGCGAUGUACGAGGGGCGCUACCACACACUCCUCACGUCAGCCAUCAGCCACCGCGAGGGGCGGCACCUGCUCUUCAAUAUGCUUGGCCUCUACUUCUUCGGCUGCGAGGUGGCGCGCAUGUAUGGGCCGUGGUACCUGCUGGGGCUGUACAUGUCGGGGGCAGUGGUGGCGUCGCUGGCUCACGUGUUCUACUUUCAAUACAUCGUGCCCCGGACCGAUACGAAGUCUGUAUGGGCUUGGCAUCCACGCCUCUCGCCUCCAGCCAUGGGUGCAAGUGGAGCGGUGAAUGCCAUAGUACUCUUCAGCUGUCUGCUGCAGCCCACGCGGAUCAUCUACCUCAACUUCAUCAUCCCCGUGCCCUCCAUUCUCCUUCGGACCUACCCGCCCUACUGUUUCCCUCAGGGCGGGUCGCGCAUCGGCCAUGCAGCUCAUCUAGGGGGUGCCGCAGUGGGCGUGGCUGCAUGGGCCCUCAAGCGCGGGCGCUACCACUUCCGGCGCUAG
Closterium sp. Naga37s-1 is the source of this 634-nucleotide messenger RNA. The record is from the annotation of a GenBank genome assembly. Lineage: Eukaryota; Viridiplantae; Streptophyta; Zygnematophyceae; Desmidiales; Closteriaceae.